Messenger RNA from Pipistrellus nathusii (Nathusius's pipistrelle), 1227 nucleotides. Lineage: Eukaryota; Metazoa; Chordata; Mammalia; Chiroptera; Vespertilionidae. The record is from the annotation of a GenBank genome assembly.
AUGGGCCCGCGCCUCUGCCCCCGCCGCGCGGCCCUGCUCCCCGGCGGCCUCCUGCUCCUCCUGAUGCUCGCGGACCCGGCGCUUCCGGCCGGACGCCCCCCUCCGGUGGUCCUGGUGCCUGGUGAUUUGGGCAACCAGCUGGAGGCAAAGCUGGACAAGCCGAAGGUCGUGCACUACCUCUGCUCCAAGAAGACGGACAGCUACUUCACCCUCUGGCUGAACCUGGAGCUGCUGCUGCCCGUGAUCAUCGACUGCUGGAUCGACAACAUCAGGCUGGUCUACAACAGGACGUCCCGGGCCACCCAGUUUCCCGAUGGGGUGGAUGUGCAUGUCCCCGGCUUUGGACAGACCUUCUCCCUGGAGUUCCUGGAUCCCAGCAAAAGCAGUGUGGGUUCCUAUUUCCACACCAUGGUAGAGAGCCUUGUGAGCUGGGGCUACACAAGGGGUGAGGACGUCCGGGGGGCCCCUUAUGACUGGCGCCGAGCUCCAAAUGAGAAUGGGCCCUACUUCCUGGCCCUCCGGGAGAUGAUCGAGGAGAUGCACCAGCUGUAUGGGGGCCCCGUGGUGCUGGUUGCCCACAGCAUGGGCAACAUGUACACGCUCUACUUUCUGCAGCGGCAGCCACAGGCCUGGAAGGACAAGUACAUCCGUGCCUUCGUGGCACUGGGUGCGCCCUGGGGGGGCGUGGCCAAGACCUUUCGCGUCCUGGCCUCAGGGGACAACAACCGGAUCCCGGUCAUUAGUCCCCUGAAGAUCCGGGAGCAGCAGCGGACUGCCGUCUCUACCAGCUGGCUGCUGCCCUACAACUACACCUGGUCCUCCGAGAAGGUCUUCGUGCGCACGCCCACGGCCAACUACACGCUGCGCGACUACCGCCAGUUCUUCCAGGACAUGGGCUUCGAGGACGGCUGGCUCAUGCGGCAGGACACGGAGGGGCUGGUGGAAGCCUCGGUGCCGCCCGGCGUGCCCCUGCACUGCCUCUACGGCACUGGCGUCCCCACCCCGGAUUCCUUCUACUACGAGAGCUUCCCGGACCGCGACCCCAAGAUCUUCUUCGGCGACGGCGACGGCACCGUGAACUUGCAGAGUGCCCUGCAGUGCCAGGCCUGGCGCAGCCACCAGGAGCAGCAGGUGUCCCUGCAGGAGCUGCCGGGCAGCGAGCACAUCGAGAUGCUGGCCAACGCCACUACCCUGGCCUACCUGAAGUUCCUGCUCCUGAGGCCCUGA